Molecule: messenger RNA, 2472 nt
Organism: Arvicanthis niloticus (Nile rat)
Lineage: Eukaryota; Metazoa; Chordata; Mammalia; Rodentia; Muridae
Gene: Crnkl1
Product: crooked neck pre-mRNA splicing factor 1
Biological process (GO): mRNA splicing, via spliceosome; spliceosomal complex assembly
Cellular component (GO): post-mRNA release spliceosomal complex; U2-type catalytic step 2 spliceosome; Prp19 complex
Molecular function (GO): protein binding
Source: RefSeq, a predicted model, not a curated record
UCCGGUUCCGGAAUCUAGUUUGUUGUGGGCUGGCUCUUCGCUGCGGGCUGUUUCUUGAAGUCAGUUACUGAAGUCCGGCUGUGGGCCAGGGUCCCUCGUUUUCCGCCGCUGCAAUCAUGGCGGCCUCCACAGCAGCCGGGAAACAGCGGAUUCCUAAAGUGGCCAAGGUGAAAAACAAAGCGCCUGCAGAGGUACAGAUAACUGCUGAGCAGCUUCUAAGAGAAGCUAAAGAAAGAGAACUCGAGCUCCUCCCGCCUCCACCUCAGCAGAAGAUCACAGACGAAGAAGAAUUAGAGGAUUACAAACUACGGAAAAGGAAGACUUUUGAAGAUAACAUAAGAAAAAAUAGAACUGUGAUUAGCAACUGGAUAAAAUAUGCACAAUGGGAGGAAAGUCUAAAGGAGAUUCAAAGGGCUCGAUCCAUAUACGAGCGUGCUUUAGAUGUCGACUACCGGACUAUUCCACUCUGGCUGAAAUAUGCAGAAAUGGAAAUGAAGAACCGCCAGAUCAACCAUGCCCGAAAUAUCUGGGACCGUGCCGUAACAACUCUGCCACGAGUCGACCAGUUCUGGUACAAGUACACAUACAUGGAGGAGAUGUUGAACAAUCCUCCUGGUGCUCGGCAGGUGUUUGAACGCUGGAUGGAAUGGCAGCCUGAGGAGCAGGCCUGGCACUCCUAUAUCAACUUCGAGCUGAGAUACAAAGAGGUGGAGAAGGCCCGCACCAUUUAUGAACGCUUUGUGCUCGUGCAUCCUGCUGUGAAGAACUGGAUCAAGUAUGCUCGGUUUGAAGAGAAGCAUGCUUAUUUUGCUCAUGCUCGGAAAGUCUACGAGAGAGCGGUUGAGUUUUUUGGGGAUGAGCAUAUGGACGAACACCUGUAUGUGGCCUUUGCUAAAUUUGAGGAAAACCAGAAAGAAUUUGAAAGGGUACGGGUUAUCUACAGAUAUGCCCUGGAUAGGAUUCCAAAACAAGAAGCCCAAGAACUCUUUAAAAACUAUACCAUCUUUGAGAAGAAGUUUGGUGACCGGAGGGGUAUAGAAGAUAUCAUCGUGAGCAAGCGGAGAUUCCAGUAUGAAGAAGAAGUGAAGGCUAAUCCACACAAUUAUGAUGCAUGGUUUGAUUAUUUACGCUUGGUGGAAAGUGAUGCAGAAGCUGACACUGUUCGGGAAGUCUAUGAGAGAGCCAUUGCCAAUGUGCCACCCAUCCAGGAGAAGAGGCACUGGAAGCGCUACAUCUACCUCUGGAUUAACUAUGCACUCUAUGAAGAGCUGGAGGCCAAGGAUCCUGAGAGGACAAGACAGGUAUAUCAAGCAUCUUUGGAACUAAUUCCUCACAAAAAGUUCACAUUUGCCAAAAUGUGGUUAUAUUACGCACAGUUUGAAAUAAGACAGAAAAAUCUGCCAUUUGCCAGAAGAGCUCUGGGAACUUCCAUAGGCAAAUGUCCAAAGAACAAGUUAUUCAAAGGUUACAUAGAACUGGAACUACAGCUUCGAGAAUUUGACAGAUGCAGAAAGCUUUAUGAAAAGUUUUUGGAAUUUGGACCUGAAAAUUGUACAUCAUGGAUUAAGUUUGCAGAAUUAGAGACAAUCCUUGGUGAUAUUGAGAGAGCUCGGGCAAUAUAUGAAUUAGCCAUCAGCCAGCCACGCUUGGAUAUGCCAGAGGUACUUUGGAAAUCAUAUAUUGAUUUUGAGAUUGAGCAGGAAGAAACUGAGAGAACAAGAAACCUUUACCGACAGUUGCUUCAGCGAACACAGCACGUCAAGGUAUGGAUUAGUUUUGCUCAGUUUGAGUUAUCUUCUGGGAAAGAAGAAGGAAGUGUGGCUAAAUGCAGACAGAUUUAUGAAGAAGCUAACAAGACCAUGAGAAACUGUGAGGAAAAAGAAGAGAGGCUUAUGUUGCUGGAAUCCUGGCGAAAUUUUGAAGAUGAAUUUGGAACAGCAUCAGACAAGGAGAGAGUAGACAAACUCAUGCCAGAAAAGGUCAAGAAGAGAAGAAAGGUCCAGGCCGACGAUGGGUCUGAUGCCGGAUGGGUAGAAGUCUAUGACUACAUCUUUCCAGAGGAUGCUGCCAACCAGCCUAACCUCAAGCUUCUGGCGAUGGCCAAGCUUUGGAAGAAACAGCAACAGGAAAGAGAAGCUGUGGAACAGGAUCCAGAUAAGGACAUUGAUGAGAGUGAAGCCUCAUCUUUUUAAAUGUUGUAACUGCUUUUUAUAAAUCCAGUUUAGAGCUUUGACUUCUGGAUGUUUUUAUAUAUUUAACCAGUAAGGGGUUGUUUGACAUCUUUGAAUUAUCUUUUAAAAUGCUGCUGGAUUAACUAUGGGUGGGAAACUGCAAGUAAAGGAAUAUUUUUGGAAUGUGCUGAUAUCAGUCUUGUUCCAACCGCACACCUGUCCCUGCCACCUUUUUUAGCGUCAUGUGUGUGCUUCUCAGAAUUAAAUGGACUUGCACUAAUAAAAUCUCUAAAUAUCUGAA